AUGGCAAAGCAGGGUACAUCGAAUCCAGCCAAGAUCGCGACAACGACACCACCAGCCCAAGCAAUCGCCUCCCUCGACAUGCCGGCAGACUGUCCACCAGACGUAGAACAGCUUGGUCGCUCGGCAUGGACACUUCUUCACACCAUGGCAGCAAGCUAUCCAGAAAAGGCUUCACCAGAACAGCAAAGAGAGACAACAACGUUUAUGCGACUAUUUGGCAAGAUGUACCCUUGCUGGGUAUGCGCCGAUGAUUUCAGAGCAUGGAUGAAAGAUGGCAACGAGCCACGCGUGAGCAGCAGGGAAGACUUUGGACAAUGGAUGUGCGAGGCACACAACGCCGUCAACGUCAAGCUGGGCAAGAAGUCGUUCGACUGCAAAAAGUGGGAAGAGCGAUGGAGGACGGGCUGGAAAGAUGGACGAUGUGGUUGA
Messenger RNA from Aureobasidium vineae, 429 nucleotides. NCBI's taxonomy places the organism in Eukaryota, Fungi, Ascomycota, Dothideomycetes, Dothideales, Saccotheciaceae. The record is from the annotation of a GenBank genome assembly.